CGAGAUUUCCUCAACUCAAAUCCUUGCUUUUGUCUUCUACCUCUAAUUCUAUUCUCCGAAAUUAUUAUUUUAAAACAAUGGCAAGCUUUUACGAUCGGCCAGCCAUCACAGGAAAAAAACAAUUUGUUGAAGCGUUGCGUUAGGGUCGCUGCAACUGAAGUUCAAUGUUUCGCCAUAGAAUAUUGCUCACGUGCUGAAUUGCAAUCACUAUUUUUUAUGGUUGCAACCCGAUCUUUGUACCUCGGAAUUGUUAAAAGCACUUCAUUAAUUAACAAACUAAUGUCGCCACCUCGGGACCCCCUCGGAUUAAUAAUUUUACCCAAGUGGAUGACACAAGAAAUAAUGUGUGUAUAGUUAAUUAUCCUGACCUCACCUGCAAAACAAAACAUUAUUUAAGGACACAAUUCCAACGAAAAUGGUUGAGGUGACCUUGAAUGUGCCACUUAGCCAUCGCCACUUUGAGAUUAGGAAUUGGGAUCCACAUUCGUUGAACUCGGGAGCAAUCUCCAUCAUGGUUCCUCCUGACGCUGAUAAUUACCCAUCCAUUGAAUCUGCAAGGUAAAGUUUUCGCGGCCAAUUAUGAAGUGGCCGCACAAUAUAAAUGGCAAGUUCAAGCCAGUAUCGAUAAGCACUAUCACACCAAAAGAAUGGAACAGUCGCCAAAGAAAAAGGAGAAGGAAGAUGGACCGAGAGAGACCAAGUACAGAGGAGUACGGAGGCGACCAUGGGGGAAGUUCGCAGCAGAGAUUCGAGAUUCGAACAGGCACGGAGCUCGAAUAUGGCUGGGCACUUUCAGCACAGCAGAAGAAGCGGCGAGAGCCUAUGAUCGUGCGGCUUUUGGGAUGAGAGGGCAAUCGGCGAUUCUGAACUUCCCGGAAGAAUAUGGUUUGAGCAAUGGGGGAAGUGCUGGUGCUAGUAGUAGUAGCCACCAGCAUCGCUGUUCAUCGUCGUCUUCAAUGGUGGAAGCCCAGGGUCAGGGUGGGAGACAAGUGUUUGAGUUCGAGUGUUUGGAUGAUAAAUUGUUAGAGGACCUUCUCGAUCAUGCCGCCAAGAAAGAAGAGUAAAGCCUACCCUGUUGGCCUCUAAGCUAGGAAUUCAAUGGUCUCUCCAUAUAUAUAUAUAU
Molecule: messenger RNA, 1123 nt
Organism: Prosopis cineraria
Lineage: Eukaryota; Viridiplantae; Streptophyta; Magnoliopsida; Fabales; Fabaceae
Product: ethylene-responsive transcription factor ERF095-like
Exons: 1
Coding region: 648-1064 (138 amino acids)
Biological process (GO): ethylene-activated signaling pathway; regulation of DNA-templated transcription
Molecular function (GO): DNA binding; DNA-binding transcription factor activity
Source: RefSeq, a predicted model, not a curated record